CCAAGAAAAACCCUAAAUUCAAUCAAAAUUCCACUUCACUGCAUGAGUACCCUCUCCGGACACCUAUUUGCUUCCUCGUCAAGGUCGGCGGGAGAAGUGCUCUUUCGUGACUUCUUCACCGGCGUUUGUUUUCUCUAAAACGCCUUUUCGAGUUGAAAUCCGCCGCCAAAUCGGUGACGCGCCACCGUCAUCGCUGCCGUUUCGGCUGCUGUCGACCGUCAGACAGAGCGCAUGUGAUAAAUGACAAAUAAGGCCGCCGGUCAACGUGCCACCGUCAUUUCUUGGGUUUCCUACGGGGAGUAGAGAUUUAUCUUUCAAUUGAAAAAUCAAGGUGCCAAAUGUUUUGAGGUUCAUGGCGUUCUUCAAAACAGUGAUUGCAAAAUUGGCGACAGAGGCUUCAUCUAACAGAUGCAAUCCUUUUAUAGCUUUUGUUUUGGGUGGUCCUGGCAGUGGGAAAGGAACCCAAUGUGUGAAAAUUGCUGAAACCUUCAGAUUUGCACAUCUGAGUGCUGGUGAUCUGUUGAGAGAGGAAAUGUCCUCCAAUAGUGAAAAUGGAACAAUGAUCCAUGACAUAAUCAAGGACGGGAAGAUUGUUCCUUCAGAAAUAACUGUCAACUUGCUAAGGAAAGCAAUUCAUUCAAGUGGGAACCAUAAGUUUCUAAUUGAUGGUUUUCCUCGAAAUGAAGAAAAUCGUAUUUCUUUCGAGAGGAUUGUUGGGGUUGAACCAGAUAUUGUGCUCUUUUUUGACUGCCCUGAGGAGGAGAUGGUUAAACGAGUACUAAACCGUAAUCAGGGAAGAGUUGAUGAUAAUAUUGACACAAUGAAGAAACGUCUCGAAGUGUUCAAGAAACUGAAUCUUCCUGUAAUAGAUUAUUACUCUGCAAAAGGAAAAGUUUGCAAGAUUAAUGCAGUAGGAACUGUGAAUGAGGUUUUUGAAAAAGUUCAACCAGUCCUUGCUGCCUUGAGGAUAUGAAACGCAAUGAAAUGCUUGAAGUUUUUAAGACGUGAAGAGACAGUCCUGGAUUUUGUCAGUUAUAGCCAUUGUGGUGUUCAUCUGUUUCCUCAGAUUUUUUACGAGGAUUUGCAAAUGAUCCCAUUCCCAUGUUCUUUUCCUUUCUUUUCGAAAGUAAAAAUUCUGCUCGUGUCCUUGAAGAAAAAUUAUUGGAUACUAAACUUCAAGGUGUUUGGACACCCAAAAGAAAGGGGACCAAAAAGAAAAAAAAA
Molecule: messenger RNA, 1224 nt
Organism: Musa acuminata subsp. malaccensis (wild Malaysian banana)
Lineage: Eukaryota; Viridiplantae; Streptophyta; Magnoliopsida; Zingiberales; Musaceae
Product: UMP-CMP kinase
Biological process (GO): UDP biosynthetic process; 'de novo' pyrimidine nucleobase biosynthetic process; CDP biosynthetic process
Cellular component (GO): cytoplasm; nucleus
Molecular function (GO): ATP binding; UMP kinase activity
Source: RefSeq, a predicted model, not a curated record